AUGGAACUGGAGACUAGUUUACAAGGACUGAGUAAUAUAUACGAUGGAGUAAAGGUAGCAUGUGACAAAAACAAAACGGAUAUUAGUGAGAUAAAGUGCGCUCUCGCGGCUACAGAGCGUAAUAAUAAUGAGUUGAGAAACGAGAAUUUUCAAGGAGACACAAAUGACGACAUUUUUGAGGUAAUAAACAUUUCCAAACGCCAAGACAUUAUUUCACACAGCCAAGGUGAACACUGCUCAGGUGAAGCCCACUGCGACACGUCGGGAUUCGUGUUACGUGAGUCGGUAGCUUGUAUCGAACGCGACCUUAUCACUCUCCGAGGAGAGCUCGUUCAAGACAUUGACUGUGCGGUUAACAAAACAAACGAUCAAGCCAAACAGAUUACAUCCCUUAAAGAUGAAAUAUCCGAUCUUAAAAAACAAUUUACAGAGCGAAAUAAACAUUGCACUUCACUACAACAACAAAAGAAACAAAUGGAAAGCAAAAUUAAUUCUCUUCAAAACGAUUUAGAGAAGCAAUCAAGAGACAACAAAACUGUUUUAAAACAAACUCUUGCUGAAUUUAAAAAGGUUUACGACCAAAAUAAAAUGAUAAGGUCUGAAUUUGAAUCACAAAAUAAAGAACUAAAUCGUGUGGUCAGUGACCUGUCAGAAGCAACAGAGCCGUUGAAGAACAUCCCACUCUUAUUAAAUAAACUUAAAACAGCACAGGACGCCCUCAAGACAAAUGUUGACCUUAUUAAAAAACGAGUUGAUAACGGUUGUCUGAAUAUACGUCGUCUCGAGGACGAGAAGAGCUUGGGUGUUUCGUCAAAAGUGAUAUUAAUAAAUUCAAAAGUGAAAGACAUUGAACAAAGUGUUGAAAGUAUGACAGAUUUAAUCAAAUCAGUCACAACAUCAACUACCGAUAUAAGAAAACGUUUAUCAAACGUUGAAAAGGACGUUAAAUGCGACACAAAAAAGACAACUUACUCUGAGGCAACGAUCUCGAUAACCAAAUCACCCCCAAAGUCUCAAACACCUAUGAACUAUACAUGGGACCAACCUACACAUAAUGUCCAGCAUUCUGACUGUGUGCAAAUUACGACGGAGUCGCCUAACCGCACCAUUUCAAAAGACAGAAAUGUUAGCCCUGACGAUAAUGUAGAAACUGUCAUCAAGCCUACACAGACUGAGUCAGACAUACUCAUUUCUCACGACAACAACAGCAUUGAAAAUUCGCCUGAUCCAUCUGUACCUAAAGUGACGUCUGCGGUAAACAACGGUACAACACGACGAGAUCACGAGAACACGGCCACCGAGAUUGGCAAGAACAUCGGGGUGUGGAUCCCUUCGGACCAAUGCUGUGCAACUCUGCCCUUACAAACUGAAUUCAGCGGGGUAUCAAAACAAAGAAUAGCUCGGUUUUACAUCGCCGGUAUAAACAAGUCAUCUACUGAGACCGGACUACGAAACUUUCUCAGCGACAAAGAGAUGUACAAGCAAGCAAAAGACAUAUUUCGAUCAAAUCUAAACAAGGCGUACUUGAGCCACAAGACAGAAACAUAUGCUACCUUAGAUGAGGCGUGUAAUCUCAAUCAUAAGUCGCUUUGGGCUAAACUGAGGAACAAAAAGAAAAGUAGUUCUAUCAUGUCUCUCAAUAUUGCCGACAAAACAAUUACUCACCCCGAAGAUAUUUGCAAUGCCAUGGCAGAUCACUUUAGCAAUGUAUUUAGUGAUACGACAGCAAACCAUUUUGAUGACAACUUCAAAUCCAAAUUGGCGGAAAACGUACCUAAAUUAGACGACGAGACAGAAGAUUUGUUACGUAAAUACGACCAGCAAGUUAGCGACGUACCGAACCGCGAGCUUGACUCUGAAAUAAUAGAGAAGGAAAUCCUUAAUGCUGUACAUAAGUUAAAGACGAACAAAUCCAGUGGGAUUGACAAGGAAGACCAGAAGUGA
Molecule: messenger RNA, 1944 nt
Organism: Gigantopelta aegis
Lineage: Eukaryota; Metazoa; Mollusca; Gastropoda; Neomphalida; Peltospiridae
Exons: 5
Coding region: 1-1944 (647 amino acids)
Source: RefSeq, a predicted model, not a curated record